UGUAAUGUCCAUGUGUAAAUAUUUUGGUUUGUUUUGUUUUACAUACAGCUGUACUCUGUAAAUAGUUCUGUGCUGUAUGAUAUUGUCCAUAUUAGACAUUUAAGGAUGCUCCAUCGCUAAAUAUAUCCACAGUAAGAGUGAUCAUCACAACUACACGGUAAAAUAAAAUUCAACAUGGUCAAGUACAUUGUAAGUGUAAUACUUGCUUUGGCUGCACCAUCCGCUAUGGCUGGUAUUCCCAGCCGUAAUUUGAAGGACGCUGUAAAGCCCGUGUCGGUUAUAUUUCUAGACUUCGAUGGAACAACAAUCGUAAACAAUGAUUUCAGCGAAGAACUGCUUACAUUAUGCCAAGAAGAAUCAACGACUAACUGUGCUAGUGAAGGCGAGUUAGCUAGCAUGCUGGAUGAUAUGCCUAUGGCCAAUAUCACCGAGGUCAUGGGUGGGGAGGAGCGACUAGCCCGGGUACAAGACAUGCUCGAGACAUUGCGCAGCACGGAUAAAGAAUUUUUCAUACUUUCUACCUCAUGGGAACCAGUUCCAGGUACUGAAUGGGCCAAAUACAUUCACAAAUUUAGCGACAUGGCCGAGCUGGGCUUUGACAUGGAUCAUAUCCUGUCAUUAGACGACCCAGGAGUUGGAAUCUCCGCUGACAAAGGCGCUUUUGCUGCGGAAACUUUAGAGUCUAUGGGUUUUCUCCCGGAUGAUGCGCUCUUCGCUGACGACAGUGCAGGCAACAUCGAAUCCGCCACAAACAAGACUGAUACACUCUACCUGCCAGUUAGGGCAGGUUAUGAUUUCACAGAUAUGGAUUACAUCGAGGCCAGAGCUUCUCUACUGGAGUAAAGCUGGAACAGACUAUUAAAUAUAAGACUUAACAAUUAAUAUAUAUCAUAUGGGAAGCUUUUCACAGGCAUGUUUAUGUGAUCCUAACCCUAUCUCACACACCAGUCUGCUGCAGUGUGCUAUUACACAGCCUCCAAUUGUCAUUUCCAGUUCGGAAUACGACCAGACCUCUCUAGAUCCAAAUUCCCAUCUCUCAUCUAGAGGCCAAAAGGUCAUGCACAUACAAUAUCAUAUCUAUAUGAAUCGUUAACCAAUUCUUCAAAUCAGGAAUACGGAUACAUUUACACUGGGUUCGACUACGAGUGCUACCUAUCGCUCCGCUGAUUAUCAGAAGGUACCGAUAUCGCCAAUGACAAUUGAACUAAAACAGUCUGCAAUGAACAGUACAUUUGGACCUAGCCCGGUGUACAAGAUGUUACCAGCAGUACCAGAGCUCUGCUGACCAACAUUACAUGGUUCACUAGUUUGUUAUAUCAUGGAAUCAACAAUAACAUGACAUUAUGAUAGAGCCGCCAGCAAACCCUCUAUACGAAGCACAAUUAAUGCAAGGUGUAGUAUACUACUUGCUAUACUCAUUGAUACACUUGAGGGUGUUGCUGAAGUUGUAAUGGGAAUACUGCAUUCUAGGACAUAUACCAUAGUCUCAUAUAUAUACAACAAGCAUCUUCGCACGAAGUUGUGGUCAAUAUUGAAAAUUGAGGCACACAAAAUAUUUGUCCUAGAAUACCGAGGUAGAUAAUAAAUACAUAUAAGUAUGGUGA
Messenger RNA from Sphaeroforma arctica JP610, 1604 nucleotides. RefSeq lists its product as hypothetical. The record is from RefSeq and is a predicted model, not a curated record. The coding region runs from base 175 to 843 and encodes 222 amino acids. The transcript has 3 exons. Lineage: Eukaryota; Ichthyosporea; Ichthyophonida.